UUUGUUCUGACGUCUGCUGACAGUGAGCCCACCUCUUCCUGUCGGUGUCAGAAGGCAACUUCACCAUAUUAAGCUGGUUCUCCGAACUGCCCAGCAGAGUUGAUCUGUCAACGGGACCGAACACCGUCCGAGACGUGUCAGCGCAAACAACCCGGUGGUGACAGCUCGAUUCCGGCGACGGGACACGCGCCGCACAGGAGGACGUCGCGGGGCCCUCGGUGCUGGAGGAGCGGGGCCGAGUCAGCGGCUGUUUUUCAACCCGAGGAAAAAGUCGCCGUCGUCUGUCAGAAUUCCAACUAUCCGAACCGAGCUAGCCGAGAGCCGGAGCCAGCCCCCCGGGACGCCCGCUGUGCCGCGGACACGGAUUAAUGUGGCCCGCGUUCGGUUGUGUUUAGGGAGUGAUUUGGACUCGGUGACCCCCGCUGGGAUGAUCUCCUGACGGCUCCUCUCUUCCGCUCCAGCCACUUUCCUCCACAUCCCCGGCUAGCGAGCUAACUUGGCUAACUAGCAGCUGCCACCGCGUCGUGUCGAGGAGCCCACAGCCCCUCCGCCGUGGCACCGACACCCCGCUGGAGACGUUGACAGUGUCCGUGGACGCCGAACAGAACAACUCCCUGGGGCCGGCGAAACGGACGCCACCGUACGGAGGAGAGAGGAGGGGGCACCGGCGUUUUGACAGCACGCAAGGGAGGAGGGGAGGCUAGCCGGGAGCGGGGCACUGCAGGGGCGGUGCGCUGCCGGAGGAGACACCGGACUGAACGGAGGAACAGUCCCGGACAUUUGACAGCUGGGAUCCGGGUAGUGACCCGGGCAGAGACCUCAUGAAUGGAAAUCGGAACUACAGGAGCCGUUGGGGCCCAGUCCCUGUUCUCCUUACCUCGGCGGCCUGGCUAUGGCACCAUGGGGAAGCCCAUCAAGCUGCUGGCCAACUGCUUCCAGGUGGAGAUCCCCAAGAUGGAUGUCUACCUCUACGAGGUGGACAUCAAGCCUGACAAGUGUCCGCGGCGAGUCAACAGGGAGGUGGUCGACUCCAUGGUGCAGCACUUCAAGGUGACGAUCUUUGGGGAUCGCAGGCCAGUGUACGAUGGAAAGAGGAGCCUGUACACAGCCAACCCUCUACCUGUGGCACCUGCAGGGGUGGACCUGGAUGUCACUCUACCAGGGGAGGGAGGGAAAGACCGUCCCUUCAAGGUGUCCAUCAAGUUUGUGUCUCUGGUCAGCUGGCACAUGCUCCACGAGGUGCUGACCGGCCGCAGCAUGCCUGAGCCUCUGGAGCUGGACAAGCCCAUCAGCACCAACCCAGUUCAUGCAGUGGAUGUGGUCCUGCGACACCUGCCAUCCAUGAAGUAUACUCCAGUGGGUCGAUCCUUCUUCUCGGCUCCAGAGGGCUACGACCAUCCCCUGGGGGGCGGGAGGGAGGUUUGGUUUGGCUUCCAUCAGUCUGUGCGGCCCGCCAUGUGGAAGAUGAUGCUCAACAUCGACGUUUCUGCCACUGCAUUCUACAAGGCCCAGCCUGUCAUCCAGUUCAUGUGUGAAGUGCUGGACAUCCACAACAUAGACGAGCAGCCCCGCCCUCUCACCGACUCGCACCGGGUCAAAUUCACCAAAGAAAUCAAAGGUUUGAAGGUGGAGGUGACGCACUGUGGAACCAUGCGGAGGAAGUACCGCGUCUGCAACGUGACCCGUCGGCCCGCGAGCCAUCAAACGUUCCCUCUGCAGUUGGAAAACGGUCAGACGGUGGAGCGUACCGUAGCCCAGUACUUCAGAGAGAAGUACAGCCUGCAGCUCAAGUACCCCCACCUACCCUGUCUACAAGUGGGCCAGGAGCAGAAGCACACCUACCUGCCCCUGGAGGUGUGUAACAUUGUAGCCGGUCAGCGAUGCAUCAAGAAGCUGACGGAUAACCAGACCUCCACUAUGAUCAAAGCCACGGCUCGCUCCGCCCCCGACCGACAAGAGGAGAUCAGCCGGCUGGUGCGCAGUGCCAACUACGAGGCCGACCCCUUCGUGCAGGAGUUCCAGUUCAAAGUGCGCGACGAGAUGGCCCACGUGACGGGGCGAGUGCUACCCGCCCCCAUGCUGCAAUACGGCGGCAGGGUGAGCACAGAGCACUUUAUGAACCGCACCGUCGCCACGCCCAGCCACGGGGUGUGGGACAUGAGGGGGAAGCAGUUCCACACCGGGGUGGAGAUCAAGAUGUGGGCCAUCGCCUGCUUUGCCACACAGAGGCAGUGUCGGGAAGAAAUCCUGAAGGGUUUCACGGACCAGCUGCGUAAAAUCUCGAAAGAUGCCGGAAUGCCAAUCCAAGGUCAGCCAUGCUUCUGUAAAUACGCCCAGGGAGCGGACAGCGUGGAGCCCAUGUUCCGACACCUGAAGAACACGUACGCCGGGCUGCAGCUCAUCAUCGUCAUCCUGCCGGGAAAGACUCCCGUCUACGCCGAGGUGAAGCGCGUGGGGGACACCCUCCUCGGCAUGGCCACACAGUGUGUCCAGGUGAAGAACGUGGUGAAGACGUCCCCUCAGACCCUCUCCAACCUCUGCCUCAAAAUCAACGUGAAGCUGGGAGGCAUCAACAACAUCCUGGUGCCUCAUCAACGGCCGUCAGUGUUUCAGCAGCCAGUUAUCUUCUUGGGAGCAGAUGUUACACAUCCGCCUGCAGGAGACGGGAAGAAGCCUUCGAUUGCAGCUGUGGUUGGCAGUAUGGACGCCCACCCCAGCAGGUACUGUGCCACAGUCCGGGUCCAGAGGCCCAGGCAAGAGGUCAUCCAGGACCUGGCCUCCAUGGUGCGGGAGCUGCUCAUCCAGUUCUACAAGUCAACUCGCUACAAGCCCACCAGGAUCAUUUUCUACAGGGACGGAGUUUCAGAAGGCCAGUUCAGACAGGUGCUGUAUUAUGAGCUGCUGGCCAUUCGUGAGGCCUGUAUCAACCUGGAGAAGGAGUACCAGCCCGGCAUCACCUACAUUGUUGUACAGAAACGCCACCACACCCGCCUCUUCUGUGCCGACCGCAACGAAAGAGUCGGACGUAGUGGAAACAUUCCCGCUGGUACGACCGUGGAUACGGACAUCACCCAUCCGUACGAGUUUGACUUUUACCUCUGCAGUCACGCUGGAAUACAGGGCACCAGUCGGCCCUCCCACUACCAUGUACUGUGGGAUGACAAUUGUUUCACCGCUGAUGAGUUCCAGCUGCUCACCUACCAGUUGUGCCACACCUACGUGCGCUGCACCCGCUCAGUCUCCAUCCCGGCGCCAGCCUACUACGCCCACCUGGUGGCCUUCCGUGCCCGCUACCAUCUGGUGGACAAAGAACAUGACAGUGCCGAGGGCAGCCACGUGUCUGGUCAGAGUAACGGUCGGGACCCCCAGGCGCUGGCCAAGGCUGUUCAGAUUCACCACGACACCCUGAGGACCAUGUACUUCGCCUGAGCUACCACCAACCCUCCCCAGUCAUUGCCACCCUUCACACACACACACACAAACACACAAAAACACACAGACGCAACCGACAGUCAAGGAGUCCUCAUAGGUGCCAGUCCCCCCCCCCCACACGCCUAGUCAAUCCGGACCUGACACUGUGCAGAGGAGAGCAGGGAGGAGGGAGGGGAGGAGGCACACCCACACUGGACUGAGGAUGCAAACGUCGUUUUAAAAUCAAACAAGCACUAUUAUGCAAUAUUCAACCAGCCAACCAGUUUAUUCUCACCCUCAUCAGGCCCCACUUCAACCCCCCCCCCCCCCCUCUUCUGUUCGUCUCUUUUACUCGUGGCCUGGUGGGUGUGUUUCCUGUUUGUUUGAACCUUUCCCCUCCUUCCGCACAGUCUCUCUCUUUACGACCCACUAAUCUGCUCCUUUGCCAUUUACAGUACCUCAAUUCAGUUUGAGCAGCAGCACUUUUACAUUCUGCCAGUUCCACUGCAGUUUGUUGUUAAUCCUCCCCGGUGUUUGAAAAGAGGGAAGCAUCAGACUCUGGAGUUGUUCCAUCGUGUUUUUUUUAAUUUCUUUUGGAAUUUAGCUAUUUCAGUUUCCACUUUUAUUUUUCCUUAUUUUUUUCCUCUUGUUUUGUCUUUUCUGUGUCACUUUUCACGAGUGUGUGAAAUCACCAGUUACAUGUUCUUUUGAGCACACUGCCACCUGUUGGCGACGAGGUAUAAUUGCCCCCUUAAAGUUUUAUCAUGUAGUUAGAUCAGUUUUGUCUUUCAACAGUCAGAUGUCACAUUUAAAAGGGGGGCAGUUUAUAUUGGCUGAUAUAUCAAUUGCUUAAUUGCAGCCAUAUAUGGAUUUUUAUUUAAAGUAUAACACUGUUAUUUCUCCUUCUACUUUAUGGACAUUAUGUUUUUAAUCAUUUAAACAUGUAAUCCUAUGUUUUUAAUCCUUGUAGUCAUGCAGUCAUUUCCCUCAGUGCUUUAGUGGGAGAUGAUGGUUUAAUAGAGAUCAUGUCGAUGGUUUCCUCCAGUGCAAUAAUCCGUUGAGCGAAGGGAAGAGGACUUUAGGGGACGUACACAACUCAAAAGAACAGUUACACAUUUCAUUUGAAAGUGAGAGUCCUCGGUAGAUGAGAUGUUUGCCACUUGCCAGAGACGUUCAUGUUUUCCUCUUGUGAGAUGAUUGAUCAGCACGUUUUACGAGUUUUGCCUUUUCUCACUGGGCAAAGAAAAACCCAAACGGUUCAACUGCAGUUUGUGACUUUCAUGUUUUUACUUGAAUUGAAGGAUUUAAUGCGCCUCUUCGGUUUGAGGAUAUCUUCAUCAUCAAUGGCCAUAAUUUCAGAAUUCCUGAAUUCCAGAAUUCAGAAAACUGAUUAUCAGUUUGCCAAUGAGGCUGAUCUUCUCAAUUCUUUUAGAAUUAACCCAUUUUUGGAGAACAAAGCUUUUCACCCGACAGCAGCAAAGCGUCUAAAGGCCAUAAAGAGGUAAUAUUCAAGUGCCUGGUGGAGGUUCAAGUGCUCGAUGGUCAAAAGCUGUACAACCUAAUAUCCUAGGGAUCCUGUUUCAGUGGGUAAAGGAAUCAAACAGAAAGUUUCACCUGAUGCCUCUUAUUCUUCUCAACAACCGUCUACUGACUUUUCUAUACAUCUCAUUCAAAUCCUCCUAAGAUGUAUAUAUUUAUUAUGUUUGCCUGUACAGCAGUGUGAGCUGUUGGCUUCUGCUUCCGAGCGGCGUUCAAGCAAAGCCCGGCCGAGUUGUCUUUUUGCUAAAUAUUCACCAGAUAUGGAUCCAGCUGCUACAGUGUGUUUGUACCGAACAGAGGGGGCCGGGUUCAUGGGCACGGAGCCGCCCCCUCGAUAAAACCAAUUCCUUCAAUAACCUCUCGUUCAGAAACCCUCCGAGUACAGAACGAGGUUCAACCCGUGUGCACGGAACCGGCCCAAACGUUGAGACCGGCUUCGGAGCGGAGCCGAGGAGCGGAGUGAGCGACCGAAACCUUUGCAGCGGAAGUAGAGCUGACUGAUCCGAAUCGUUUGUCUGGAUCGCAGUCGCCACCUCGCUCCUCGCCGCCGCUCACGACCUGAAGCUCGGCCGGGGGUGGGGGGAUGGGGGGGUUGUUUUUAAUCUGCACUAAAAGAAGCGUGUGUUUUCGGGACUGAACACAGGCCUGGUGCUACUCAUUCUGAAUUAGAAUCUGAAGCUGAGCCUCUAUAGGUGACUGUACAUGAGCAGGUGGGAGAACGGUGGAAAGUGGUAGACCUCACUCAGCGAAGGCGGGGGGGGGGGGGGGCAAACGGUACACUGACAGCCGGGCUCUAGGACAGUGAGGUAUAAUGUAGGGUCCUAUAUCCGCUGUGGCAUUCGACUGCCUUUUCGGAGGCGAGCCUUCUAGUGUGGAAGCCAGUGACUUUGAGCCUUCAUGAUUUCACUAGUGUCUGAAAGCCUUUUUCAAAAGCCAGAUCGAAAGUAUAUUUGUACAUUUUAAAUUAUCUAAUGCACACCACUUAUUUUUGCUAACAGAAGAAAAAACAACACCAAUGUAGUCUAAUUAUUAAUCUUAGUAAUAAAUGUAUCAUGAUAUGUAAUGGUUAGAAGAAAAAAAAAGGUAUAAUAACAAAGAUUUAUUAUUGCAAUAGACUGUUGACUUGUUCCUGUGUCAAUGUAUAAUGUAAAGUGUAUGUGUGUGAGCAGUGGGGUUGUUGAAGCUAGUGAUUUGUGUGUUUGGACUGUCGUACUGUUAUCGGUAGGGACGUGGACUUAAACCGCCUCAUGCUUUGAUAUUUGGAAAAAUACUGCUGCAACUUGUCAAACGCUUAUUAUUUUAGAUGUGUGUACGGUUCAGGGUUUGUCGUAGAAGAGAUAUUCUGAACUCCGAGAGGCUUUUUGUAUCAAGACAUCACAUCUCUCGACAAACUGUAGAACAGAAGAAGAGUCGGCGAAUGUCCUCGGAGACGUCUGCUCCUGAAUGUUCUCGGCUUCUCUUCACCCGGUGCUGACGCCUGCUGCUUUAUCAAGGGUGGAGAGAGAACAAGGAAACCGGGCGAGUGGUUUAGAGAAAGUGUCGCUGAGCCAUUUCAAGGACACGAGAUCGGGAAUGAGACGGAACAAGGGGCAGUCGUUUUCAAAUCCUUAAGUGUUAAAGCCUCGAGGGGAGGAUUGAAGGCAGAAUCGCGUCCUCUUGUUGCUUUUUCCACAGAGUCCUCUCCUCGACCCGAGGCCCCUUCAUGUGCUCGCAAACACAAAGACGAGCCGGCCUCCCGGUAAAUCUGUGGUGUGACAAAGCCUGUAAUCCCAUUGUCGCUCUCCUUUCCCCUUUGCUCCCUGAACAUUUACUCCCCUGUGCCGGAGGACGACAUUCCACGGCCGUACUUUCCCAAUCCGAUCCCCCUGGGAGGAGAACAAGAAGAAAAACAAAGAUGGACGACGUAGUGGCGUCUGGGAUAAAUUCAAGUGUGUUUGUGUGUUUGGAAGGAAUCGAAGCCUAAGUCAGUGUUUGCUUUGCCGGUAUGUGGCAGGUUGUGUUGGAAGUCGAACGAGUCUGAAGGUCGAUCGUGAGAGUUGGAGUCCGUUUGCUGCUCGGCCUCCUCCGCUGUCUGUCCUGGAUGUUCGGUUGAACACAUGUUUACAUAGCAGAUGUGUUCGCCUUGCGUACAACUGAAAAGUCAUCGGCUCUGCUUUGCAAAUACAAUGCUAGUAGAGAAGUGACCGGACACGAGCUGGAUCAUCAGGGGCCUGUGGGAGUGAACGCUCGAGGGGCUACGAAGCAGGACGACAACCCUUGUUUGUCCUUUAGCUCUGUUAUUAAAAUGACUUGUUGGAUUGGAUGAAAGUUAAACUGGUACACUGGGAUCCCAGCCUGCAGCGAGCUGUGGCCUUUAGCUCUGAAUUGGGAUCGUUAGCUAUACGGACAAAUAACCAAAUUCUAGAAAAAGAAUUGAAAGUAUAAAGGUGUUUUCGACCAACAGCCCUGUUUUGGUUGCUCUGUGUUUGCGGUGGAAAGUAGCAAUGGAGUGAGAAGAAGUCCACAGAAAGUGCCUUUCCUCUUGAUGGUGCUGUCAAUUGAAAGAUGAAAUGUAAAUGGAAUAGAAUCUCCUUUUCGAGAACACAACGCAGGAAUGUCUCCAUCUUACACACACACACACACACACUGUACAUGUUUGUGUCUUUAGCGAUGGCGAUGCUAACUCGUGUAUUUGGACAUUAAGCCGACGUAGAGACGUUAUUGUGCCAAGUAUAUGGUUGUGGUUGAGCUUUCGCUUCCUAGUGCAUUUAAGUGUCUUGGACCAAUGGUGUCGCUGGUACAGUGGAAUGUGUGUUGGUGUCGGUGAGGGGGGGUCCGCAGCCCGGCCCUGGGAUGACAAACAUAGCACAGCACUUUAUAGAGACUGACACUCUCACUAUAGACACACAGCCAAGAGUUUUCAAUCCCCACUCCCUCCAGUCGCUCCUCCUCCUCCAGCUCGGGGAGGAGAAGGAGGAGGAGCAGAUCCAGACCUCAGUGUACAUGAGGCGUCGAAGGGAUGUGUGUGUGCGUGUGUGUUCAGCAGUCGGUCAUUAAAAGUGUGCCUCAUGCUCUUGUGACUUUGUUGUUGGCUCGGUUCAGUCCGCCUGCUCUGGUGUGGUGGUUUCCUCUGUGGAGCAGCCACUCGACAAAGUGACCACCACAGGGCCGGGUGUCAAACAGCAGCGCCUCACAAAGUUAUGGCGUCAAAGGUCCAGAGAACUUUUUACAGUCGAUUUGUUUUGUUGCACUGAGGAAUCAAGGUUUUCUUCUUGAAGGGCAUUUUUAUUAAGGAAAAGCAACAUACGCAGGAUUUGAAUCCAAAAAACAAGUUUCAUUUUCUAGGAGAAAUCGGCAGAACCAGUGUCAGUAUUGAACCUCUCCUCUCGAUGCCCAGCCCUGGUGACAGCCUGUGGCAUUCUGUCAUCUCAGCGCCCCCCCCCCCCCCCCCCGAUGGAGGGAACCUGCGCCCGGUCGUUUCCCCGUCUUGAGCCGCUCGUGUGUCGACUGAAACCCCGACGUUGGUCUGUAGUUCUGUGGGAUCCUUUUCAGUCCGGGGGGGGGGUUGAAAUCUUUCUAUUAUAAGAUAUCUCAAAUAAAAUUUCAAAAAAAAUACAAAACACUGCACCUCACUUACCUUGGUAUGCUGCAUAUGUUAUACGACAUGAGAAGAAAAACUGCAAAUUGCUUUUAUUAUGACAUAUACUGCUUGAGUAAUGCCUGAUUGCGAUAUUCUUAUACGGUAACUAUUUUAGAGUCAAAAUAAGUAUAACUGUAAAAAAAAAAAAAUUCUGUUUUUGUCUUAACACUUAUCCGAUUUUGAAAAAUUGUUCUUUGAGCCGACUUUUAUUUUGUUGUCCUAUUUAAAUGUGUUGUUCUUUAAAAAUAUAUAUAAAUGCGGAAUAUUUUAUGGUGUAUUUAUUGACAGUGCGUUUUAAAGCGGCUGGAGUCUCCGCAUCAUAUUGCAGCAUGGUGGGGGCGGAGCCAGGAGAACUAGGCCUUUAGCCCCUCCCCCUCCAUGUUGACGCCUUAUCCUCCUCGACACAUAAGCACAACAAUAUGGAGGGGGGGGGGGAAGCAGGAGGUGGAUUGGAGGAAAAGAAGCUGAGUUGUGGUUGAGUCUCUCUCUCCCUCCUCCUCCUCCUUUCCUUAUCUUCCUCUCCCUCCUUCACUCUUCUUCUACCACCUGAGAAGGUUCCCCUUCAUCUCUGGUAAUGAAGGGGAACCAUUCCUGUACCACACUGACUUUGGGUGCUGAGACGCUGACUCCUUUUGCUUUUCUGUUUUCUUCCUUUCAUCCCAAGCUGCUAGCUGGUACGUUAGUCAUGUCCAAUGCCCGAGCCAGUACAAGGGCAGGUGGGACAGCGUGAAAUGAAACUGUGGGGGUGGGUGAGGAAGGACAUUUAGAAACUUUUAGAAAAGGCGUAAUUCAUACAGAGAUAUGGUGAAUUCUUUUUUUUUUUCUUCAUUUCAGCAUAGGCUUUGUUUCUUUCCUCUCGAAAUCGUCUCCUGGUUUUGUUUUUUUCUUGUGUCAGAACAUUUCACAGCACGAACAGGUCUCAUUCCACGAGAAAUGACAAACCUCAGCCUCACGUGCGUUCUUUCCUAAUUCUCAUAUUUCCGUGUGACUUCGUCGGGUGCAGCCCCCCCCGACCCCCCCGAUCGGCGUCCUCAUCACUUCUCAUGUAAACCACUAAAAACAUCACAUUGAACUCUGAAGCCUUGUGGAAGAAUCGCUCUGUCCCACUCGUCGUGAUGUCAGUUCAGAAGCAGGUCUGAGUCAAAACGUUCAUUUGGAAACGAUUCUUGGCAUUUGUCUCGUCAACAUGAACGUUCUGAAUGACUUGAAAACAUGUGCUAAUAUGACUUUUCUACACUUUCCAUGUGCUGUUGUGAACUUAUCGGGUUUUUCUGCAAAUCCAAAGAACGGUAUUUGCAGAUUGUUUGACCCGACGUCCCCAGUGGGCUGGAUUACAGAGACCUGUGCCUGUACAAUGAACCAAGGAUGAAAUGUGUUGUGAUGAAUUGCUGAUAUUGUGUUUUUCUUUCAUUUUUAUUUUCUGUUUUCAUUUGUUUCUGUUGGUCGUCCCUCGCCCCUUCGGAGGAUCAGAGACAUGGACAUGUCGAGUGUUGUCAGUCCUGUUCCAGAGCAAACAGGCCCCUUCGCCCAUUUACACCAAAAACAUUUUGGUGCAUAAAUGUUUACGGUCAUGUUUACUCCCACGGUGAUCACACGUUUAACCCGGUUUUCAUCCCAUCAGCAUUCCAGUAACAAGUACCAACCAAAUACUGCAGAAGAGAUUAGGUCCCUGACGCUGCUUUGUGUUCCCUCGUGGUUUUGAAGACAGAUACUUGACAGCAGGCUGAAGAUCUUCUGUGCACGCUGAUCGUCAUAUUACUUCUUCUGUUAAUGUAGCAUCACUCUUGUGUCAGUCUUAUUCCAACAUAAAGAUCUUAGGCUCUGAUACGUCAAACCUUCACCACCGGAUGCUCCAGGUCUCGGUCCCUGUCGCAGCGGCUCUGUUGUACCGACAGCUCGUUUCCUCUCGGUUUUAAAUGUCUUUCUUUUGUAACUCUCUCUCUUACAGGACGUUGGCCUUUCAGUGUUGCUUUGCUUCAGUUUGAAGUGUAUCUUUGACUAAUACUUGCAAUAAAAUGCUUUGCUUUA
This is a messenger RNA of Pleuronectes platessa (European plaice), 10597 nucleotides long. RefSeq names its product protein argonaute-3 (gene ago3a). Bases 826 to 3429 code for a protein of 867 amino acids. The record is from RefSeq and is a predicted model, not a curated record. NCBI's taxonomy places the organism in Eukaryota, Metazoa, Chordata, Actinopteri, Pleuronectiformes, Pleuronectidae. Gene Ontology annotation, biological process: regulation of stem cell proliferation; regulatory ncRNA-mediated gene silencing. Gene Ontology annotation, molecular function: protein binding; RNA binding. The transcript is spliced from 19 exons.